Lizanozyma spartinae is the source of this 768-nucleotide messenger RNA. It is a transcript of the gene GLO2, whose product is annotated as hydroxyacylglutathione hydrolase. The record is from RefSeq and is a predicted model, not a curated record. The transcript has a single exon. Lineage: Eukaryota; Fungi; Ascomycota; Pichiomycetes; Serinales; Debaryomycetaceae. Bases 1 to 768 code for a protein of 255 amino acids. Gene Ontology annotation, molecular function: hydroxyacylglutathione hydrolase activity.
AUGCAUAUUGAGGCAAUUCCCAUGAGAUGGGGCAAAGGUGAUAACUAUUGUUAUUUGGUAGUUGAUAAUCCCUCUAAUCAUGCUUGGAUCAUUGAUCCAGCUGAGCCUAAAGAUAUUGAAGUUUAUCUUGCGGAACAGAAGCCUAAAUUUGAAUUGAAGGCCAUUGUCAAUACUCACCAUCAUUAUGAUCAUUCUGAUGGUAAUAAGUAUUUCCAUCAUAAGCACCCCGAUUUACCCGUGAUUGCUGGUAAAGAUUCUCCUUUGGUGUCUUAUACUCCUUCUCAUAAGGAAAUUAUUGAUUUAGGUGAUAACUUGUCAAUCACAGCAUUGCACACUCCUUGUCAUACUCAAGAUUCUAUUUGUUAUUAUAUUAAGGAUCAAAAAACUGGUGAAGAAGCUGUUUUCACAGGUGAUACUUUAUUCACUUCUGGUUGUGGUAGAUUUUUUGAAGGUACCGGUUCGGAGAUGGAUAAAGCAUUGAAUUCUAUACUAGGUACCCUUCCUCCUACCACUAAAGUGUAUCCUGGUCAUGAAUACACUCGUUCAAAUGUCAAAUUCUCUAAAAGCGUAUUAAACAAUCAAGCAUUGGAUCAAUUAGAGAAAUACGCCAAUUCUCAUGAGUUUACAACUGGGAUUUUCACUAUUGGAGAUGAAUUGAAGUUUAAUCCAUUCAUGAAAUUAACAGACCCUCAAAUCACUAAAGCUACAGGCACCACAGUGCCACUGGAAGUCAUGACCAAGUUAAGAGAAUUGAAGAAUUCCUUUUAG